AAUCUAGGUUCAAUUAUCUUUAGACCAAAAUUUUACAAAGAUGAUCGUAAUAUUUUUACAGAUUUUUUAGUAGAAGAUGAUACCCACCUGGAUACAACUUUUGGACUUAGAAUAUUUUCAUAUGGUGGGCUAUUAUUUUAUUAUUAGGCAGGGCCGCGCGCGCCUGUAUUGUACACAGGGCGGCAGCGGUGCGAGCGCGAGAGAGAGGCGCGCAUACAUCUUUUAUACUUGUAAUAUUUUGGCUGGCUGUGUGUAUUUUAUUUUAACGCGGGCCGGCAGCGAUGUGCGAAAGAGUCGAUCAAGUAUCUGUUAGCUUUAAUUUUAUUUUAUCGCUGGUUGAUUGUGUGUGGACUUAGUGCGCGCCGUCGAAGAGAGUGUGUGUAUUUUAUUUGUACAGCGAGCGAGGUGCACUUGGUGCGUGCUGGCGAGAGAGUGGCGUGUAAUUGAGCAGCGGCUAGAGGCGUUUGACUAAGUGCGCGGCCGGCGCCAGUUGUCAUUUCCGUCGACUGAAUGGAUUUUUACUAGGCUGGUUGUGUGCGCGUCGUUGUGGAUUUUAAUUUAAAUUCUUAGACUGAACUCUAUUUACAGGCGACUGAAAUCAAUGGAAUAAAAAUCACAAAAAUUGUUCUCGGCGCCACCAAUGCUAGUGAUUUUGGUCUCGGGAAUAUAUUUGAGAGCUCUGCCGCGAAUUUUUGACUCGUUCCUUUGGCGAAUUUUUUUUAAUUUUACCUGCUUUUUUUUAAUGGAGAUAAGAUAAAUUGUAUUUUAUUUGAAAUAAAAAUAAAAUUUUAUUUCCAGGUUAAAUAACCCCCAAACAUCACUUUUUAAAGGUUUAAAAAUUUCAAAUUUUUAAGAAAAUAAACGGAGAAUGGUAAUUAUUAGUUCUUCGUAUUAAUAAACAAAUUUAUUUUUAUUUAAAAAUAAGGAGAAUUGUAGAACAAAAUAAAAAUUUAAUAUCCAGGAGUACUUUUUGUGAUACAUUAGUUUUUUUUUUUGCAAUUUUACUGCUUCGUAAUAGUUUGUAUGUGUGUCGGAGAAGCAUCCCUUGCACAUGGGGUGGAAAAUUAAAGGGACUGUUGAGUUAUAAGGAAUAUGGCUGGAAGCUAAAUCAAAGCUUGGAAAAGUGAGAGUGGUAGACAAAGCGAGCGCCCCACCACUCGCACCCGCACUAGGAAAGCAGCGUGCAGUUGCAUUGUGUGCUUCCGUAAGAGAAGGAAGUGAGCUUUUCACCCAGUUGUCCACUGCUCGUUUUUGACCAUUUUGGGCAAUGUCGAAGAAUCAACUAACUGGUGCUUCCGUAAGUAAUUUUUCUGUUCUCAUUUACUCUGAGAGAUAAAUUUUUAUGGGAUUUAUUCUUUUAAAAAUAUUGAAAUUUGAUUUAAUACCAAUUAAUGAGCAAAAUAUUUUGAAAUUUUGCUGAUAACAAAAUUUAACAGAAAUUUAUUCAUUCUGACAAAACCUAUUAAAUAAUAAAAAUAAAUCAUAAUAAUAAGCAAAAUCUAAAAUAAAAAUGUAAAAAAUUCAGACUGUAAAUUUUGAUAUGAAUCUUUUAAUUUUUCAAAUCUUUUUUCUGCCCUGAAUUUUAUUUAUGAAUUUUCAGUGUAAUAAAUUUGAGAGAUUAAAUUAUUAAUUAAAUAAUUAAUUAUUCAAAACGGAAAAAUCAAUUUUUUUUACAGAAUAAGCGCCCUUCCGGGGGAAAGGGUGCACCUAAUAAGGAGAAUCCUCCAAUGAAGAAGAAGCCUGGACCCAAGGGGUUGGCCAAGUCGAUGGAGUUCAUCCUCUCGUCCGAUGAGGACGUUUUCAAAUCUCCUCCGACGAAGCGCCAACCCCUUCAAUCCACUGCGAACCUCGGUUCAGGCCAGACGGGUGCAGCAGCGAAAAGAAAGACUACUCCAAUCUUUCCUGGAGCUUCCCAGGUUCGCACUGCUCCGAAACUCAUCUCGAUUCCAGCCAAAGCACCAACAGCAAUGGCUCAGCCGAACGUGCCUCGUCAGCCUCGAGAUGGUGGAGGUGAGAACCGGGGGGAGGCUGCUUGUGGACCGUCCGCACAGGAUGUAAACCAUCCUCCUGUGGCUGUGGUUACCGCUCCAGGGUACCCUGUGGCUGAGGUGUACGACCCAAAGGCCGAGGCUUCCUGUCCGUCAGUCACUCUCGCCAAUGUGGCCAUCGUCGGAGACAAACUGGCAAAACAUAAAAGGUUACUCAUGGAGUUGCCUCAGCAAUUUACAAAGACUCUGGAAACAAACAAACAAAACCUGAAAUCCCUCAUGCUUCACACUCGAAAGCAGGCAAGUGAGGGCAAGGAGUCGUCGGAGAAGAAAUUGCUCCUGCUGGACGAUGCAGAUAAAAAGUUCACGGAUGAACUGGAAAUCAAGAAAGAUCUUGUGUGUCGACUUAACAAAGACUUGGAGCAGAAGCAUCGCAAAAUACAAGAGGUGGAGGAAACCAUCACUCGGAAGAACGAAAGCAUUGCUGCGUGGAAGCUGCAAGUUCAAAGAGACACAGCGUUGGUGGAGAAACUGAAGAGUGAGGGUGCUUCUCUUGAAAAAUUGCAGACUGAAGGUGAAAGAAGAAAAAAAGUGUUGGAGGAGGGUCUCGGAGAAAAUCAUCAAGAACGGGAAAAUCUAAAGAAGAAGAACGUUGAAUUCAAGACUAUUCUGAAUGAGCUCCAGACCAAGUUUGACCUGCAGUGUGCUGAUGCGACAAGGGAAGCUGAGGCUGCAAAGAAGGCUGCCGAGGACACACUCAAGUCCAACAUUACCCUGCUGGAGACAAAACUCAAAGAGAUGGAAGAUGAACUGGAGAAGCAGCGGAAGCUCGAAGAAGAAGAGAAGGCUCGUAAGCAGUUGGAAGAGGAGGAGAAGAAGAAAGCUGCCAUGGCCGAGGAAGAGGCUGAGAAGGAGGCUGCCAGGAGGAAGGAAGAUUCUGAAUCUGCAGCUUUUCUUGUUGCAGUCGAGCAGGAAGAGCUGGAAGAGCUGGCCAGGCGCGCAAAGGGAGCUGUCGAUCUGACUUUCCUACUCGAGGAGGGUGAAAUGGUGUCCUUUGUGGGGACAGAAGACAUCCAACAGCAGCAGCAGCAGCAGGAGUCCCAGCAGCAGGAGUCCCAGCAGCAGGAGCAGAUCAGCAGCAGCUUGGACCUCGACAACUUGGUGACUUCAACUCUGGAAGAUAUGGAAACUGACCAAGCUGGUGCAGAGGUGGCUUCCUGCCCUCCGCAGACUUCGGAGGUUGUCCCACCCUUGUCCGACAGUUCUGAUGAGGAGGAAGCGGAGCAGCCUCCCUGCAAGAAGACAAAAACUGGCUCACCCAGCCUUUCCUCCUGUUCCUCCUGCUCUUCUUCAGACUCGUCAGAUGGCGAGCAAGAGCCGAGGGGAAUGGAGAAAGAGCAGAUUGGUGAAGAGGGAGUCGCAGGGGCUGCAGCGAGUGUCGAGCCGAUGGGAUCAGAGAUGGCUGCCGAGGAGAAGAGCGAGGCCUCAGCUGAGCCCUCGGUGGAGUCCAGUCCGGAGAUUGGUCCUUCGGGUGAAUCCAGCAGUGAUGGUGAGACUGAGCCGGAGAGGUCCGUCAGCAAGAAGAGACGGAGGAGAAGGCAGCAGAAGAACAAGUCCGACGCUUCCUCAAACUCUUCAUCUUCAGACUCCGAUACUGCUGGUUCACCUGUCAAGAAAAAGAAAAGGAGCAUUACUUCAGAACAGGUCUUCAGUCAAGUUCCAGUUGAGCACAAGGAUUUCAAUGCCCAUCUACCCCGUGAUCGACCAACGAUGCCCACUGAUUUUCAAUACAGCAGCACUUUCUCAAAGAACCAAGAGGAGCAACUCCACUCGGCAAAGAAGCAGGCUAAAGAUGCUCGCCUUCCCUUUACAGCACUCAUCAACUAUGAGAGAAAGUGGAAGAAGAACGACCAGGACUUGAGGGAGGCCCUGAAAGCUGUCACUCGCCAAAACAUCCCGAAUGCUGUCGAGCUACCCGAAUUGCCUUCCCACUACCUGGAGUAUAUUCAUUACGUCACUGUCGCCCAAUAUCGGAGCAGAUUGUCCGCAGAGAUGCAAGAGUUGGCCAGUGCGUACGACGUUGUCAUUGAUGGCCAACUGAAGUUUGACUCCACUCUGGAAAAGAUGCUGAAGGCGAUCAGGAAGAAGCUCAAGAAAACUGCGGAUCAGCAAGUUGUGGAGCGAGAACUUGCUUCCAACGAGACCAUCGAGAGGUUCCUUGUGCCGAAGAAUAAAACGAAACAAAAUAACAAAAAGGACAAAGUCAUGGGCCAAAUUGGAGCAGGGAAAUUACCUUCGAAAGCAAACGAUUCAGCAUCGGUGGACACUCGGCAAGCAGCACCACCCCCAGCACCCCCAGACACAGCAGCAGCAGCAUCUCAGCAAACUGUCCAGCCAAGAGAUUCUUCAGCAGAGAACGAACAGGCAAGGGAUGUCGAGGAGCGUCAGCGUGUUCGCGCAAAAGUAAGAGAGCAGACCAAAAAGGCAAGGUUGGAGCAGCUCGAUGAAUUAGACAAUCCUGAAAAAGGAGAAUAUUUUGAAAUAACUGCUAGAUCGGACGCAAAAGAUGAAAAAUUUGAAACUCUGACCACUAUUGCUCAAUUUAAAGUUUCCGAAAGUGCUCGAGAUGCACCAAUGGGGGACAUUCUAGCAAUUCGAGAUGUAAUUUUGCACAUCAUUAAAGAUGUUUCGGACGAUUCAUGGAUCGGAAUAACUCUUUCAACUCGCGCCCAGCCAAAGGAGGCAGGUAUUCCGCUCAUGCGAAAAAACCAAUUCGAGCCAAAUUUGAUUUUCAAUUCGAUCAGCGGAAUUUCACAGUCCAGAGAUGAGUUCACAAUUGACGACAGUUUCAAAAUUAUUGCUGUUAUUGUCAAUGACUUGGGAGCCCGUGGGCGCAGAUUUUUAGGGAAUUUGGACAUUUCAGCAAAAUCAAGUUCCAUUCCUGCAAAAAAUGACCAGAAUAAUAAGCUAGACAAGCUUUUGACAAAAAGUGAUCUCAUUGAACUUGGCUCUUGCAAAGAUUCUUGUGUGUAUUUUGCUGCUCUUGUGGGAAAAAUACAUGCCGAUAGAGUGGCCGCAAAUGAAAAAGGUGAAUCUAAUGAGUGGAGACAAGCAAAAGCACAAAAUUCAAAAGCUUUCACUCAAAAGGUUUUUGAACUUAUUAGAGACGUUGGGCUUCCUUUUAAAAAUGGGUCAGGGCACAGAAACCUGCAAAAAAUCCAGGAAAUAUUUGGCAGAGAGUAUAAAAUAAUCGCCUUCGCUGGUGUCACUUUGGAGUCAAGAAUAUUCGGAAGCGAUUAUGUUGACGGUGAUGAAAACAGAAAAAAAAUAUUUCUGUACAUGGACAAAGAGAAGCACUUUCACGCUCUUCUCUCGGCGAAAGCUUUCUUUGAUAAAAAGCAUUUUUGCGACUUCUGUGAGAAGCCUGUGGACAACCUAUUCCACAGGGAAUAUUUUGAGACUCGUCAAGACCAAACAAUUAGUGUCAAUGAUAAAGUGAAGUACAAGCACAUGGCCAAUUUAGUGCACGUCUCAAAUCGCUGUGUGAACUGUUUGGACGAUCACGAAGGAGAAGAUAAUUGUUACUGGUGCGGGAAAAGAGAAAAGUCAUUCGACAACUUUGAUCAACCUGACAAAAGUGUUGUGGGUGAAUUUCUCAACUACAUGAAUGAUAAAUGUAAAUCUAGAAAAUCAUUUAACCGACACCAGGGUAUUGUGCUGCAAUUCAACGCAGCGUCGUUUGACAAUCAUCUUGUCCUUUCCCAUGUGAUGAACGAUGAAAAUUGGAUUGUCAAGGACAUAAUAAUGAGUGGACUGCGAAUUUUGCAAAUGCGGAUAAAAAAUAAAGAAAGUGGAGUGUCUUUGAAAUGGCUUGACAUGGUCAACUUCACGCCUGCUAAACUGGCCGACUUGCCAAAAGCUUUCAAAAUUGAGAAUGUUGUCAAAGGCCAUUUCCCGCACUAUGCUAAUAAGCCCGAAUAUUAUAAUUACGACGAGGGGCGCUUGCCUCCAGCUGAAACGUUCGGUCCCGAUUGUAUGACAACUGGUGCGAGGGAAGAAUUUUUAAAGUGGUACGAGGAGACCAACAAAGAACUCGCUGAAAGUGGCUCAACUUGGAACUUUCGCGAAAAUAUUAAGCACUAUUGCAAAAACGAUGUGCGCAUUUUGAGAAUUGCUGCACUAAAAUUCAGGGAAAUGAUUCGGCUGUUCAGAAUUGAGCCGUUUUUGGAAAGCUUGACUAUGGCCUCACUCACACACGAGAUAUACAAGAGAAAUCACUACUUGAAUGGAGCAAUUGGGAUUUUACCAAAAAAUGAUUCGUAUCGUGGCUCGCAAAGUAAGGAAGGACAAAAAUAUUUGACCUAUGUGGAGAAAUUUAUGGGCAUCAAGAAUUUACAACACGCUGGGAAUGGAAAGGAAAAGGUCAUUGGAGGAGCACCAGUGGACGGUUUUGAUCCUGAUACAGGAACAAUUUAUCAAUUCCAUGGAUGCUGGUUCCAUUGUUGCGUCGACUGUUUCCCGAACGCAACUUCAUCACCGCGCGGAACAGGAAUUGAGGUUCGUUCAAAAACCUACGCCCGAACCAAGUUCUUACGAGACCAAGGUUAUACUGUGGUGGAAAUGUACGAGUGCAAGUGGAAGGAAAAAAUGAAAUCCGAGGCUGAGACGUACUUGAAAUUGUGCACAGAUCCCAUCGUUGAAAUGGGAUAUUUGAGGGCGCGAAAUGCACUUUUUGGUGGCCACUGCAGUGCGUUUAGGCUUCAAUGUCUGCCCCGAGAAGAUGAGGAAAUUCAAUACUUGGACUUCACCUCAAUGUACAGUUUUGUAAACAAGUAUGGCAAAUAUCCAAUUGGUCAUCCAAAGGUUUACACCAAAGAUUUUCCUGACAUAAAGGAUGUCAACGGACUAGUCUACUGUGAAAUGGACCCGCCCGGAAACCUCCAUCACCCUGUGCUGCCCGAAAAAGUGGAUGGCAAAUUGCUUUUCCACUUGUGCUCACUUUGCGCCAGACUGAAAAAGUUUAAAUACUGUCCGCACAAUGAAGAGCAGAGGAAACUCACUGGCACGUGGGUGAGCUACGAAAUUCUGUUGGCUCUCAAAUAUCAAUACAAGAUCAGGAGAAUUUUUGAGAUCUGGGACUAUUCUGAAAUAAUUCAGUACAUGACUGGACCGGACGGCUUUGGUUCGAAUGGGCUUUUCGGAGAGUUUGUCAACUGCUUCCUUAAAAUCAAAGCGGAGGCUUCAGGGUGGCCAAGGGAAAACAUGACUCAAGAGGAAAAAGACGCCUAUGUAGAAGAAUUUUGGCAAAUAGAGGGCAUAAGACUAGAUCCCAACAAAAUUGAGCGAAAUGAAGUGAUGCGGUACAUUGCCAAGUUAAUUCUUAAUUCUCUCUGGGGACGAUUUGCCAUGAGGACGGACAUGACGAAAACUGCGAUCCUCGACGAGAGGAGUGAGCUUUUGCGGCUGCUGUCGUCACCGAAUGUCGAGGUUCAAAGUCUUCUAACGAACCUUGGCGAGAAAAUGAUAGCCACUUAUAAGGACGAGGCCUCACAACCAAAAGGAAUUAAUGUAGUAGUUGCAGCUUUCACUACUGCUCAAGCUCGAAUUUUGCUUUACCGACUAUUGGAUUUGGGUGGACACAGAGUGUUGUAUACUGACACUGAUUCCGUCAUUGUAGUUCAGAAAAAAGGAGAGCCAAUUUUCAAGACGGGAAAUGGCUUAGGUCAACUGACAAACGAAGUGCCAAAUCAAGUAAUAAGUGAAUACCUUGCUGUCGCACCCAAAAACUACGGCCUCGCGCUCCAAAACACCGAUGGAUCCAAGGAUGCUAUUCGCAAAAUCAAGGGCAUCACACUGCGGCACAAUUGUUUGGAGCAAACAAGCUUGGCCACUCUCCGUCGACUCAUUCACGGUGAACUGGAAGAAGUGGAAAUUAACAUUUACAAAAAAAUAGAGCGGACCCUCGGAUUCCAGCUUGUCUCGUCCGACACCUCCAAGAAAAUAAAGUUGAAUUACGACAAGAGGUUCCGAGAGGAGGGCGUAGUUGAUUUUUCCUCACCACACGGACUGAAGGAAAACUGGCCACCUGUGAUCCCCGACGAAUCAAUCGAUGUUCAUAUGUGGUCCAUCCAUGAAUAUGCUGCAUAG
This is a messenger RNA of Neocloeon triangulifer, 8135 nucleotides long. RefSeq lists its product as uncharacterized. NCBI's taxonomy places the organism in Eukaryota, Metazoa, Arthropoda, Insecta, Ephemeroptera, Baetidae. Gene Ontology annotation, molecular function: nucleotide binding; DNA-directed DNA polymerase activity; DNA binding. Gene Ontology annotation, biological process: DNA replication. The record is from RefSeq and is a predicted model, not a curated record. The coding region runs from base 1728 to 8135 and encodes 2135 amino acids. The transcript is spliced from 14 exons.